AUGGCGAACUCAGCAAACACAAACACCGUGCCUAAAUUGUAUAGAUCUGUGAUUGAAGAUGUUAUUAAUGACGUACGAGACAUUUUUCUGGAUGAUGGAGUGGAUGAACAGGUCCUGCUGGAACUAAAAACUUUGUGGGAGAAUAAACUAAUGCAGUCUAGGGCAGUAGAUGGAUUUCAUUCAGAAGAACAGCAGCUUUUGUUGCAAGUUCAGCAGCAUCACCACCACCACCAGCAGCAGCAGCAGCAAACACAAUCUCAGCAAACGGUACCUCAGCAAGCACAGACCCAACCGGUUCUUAUUCUUGCAUCACAGCAAGCUACGGCACCACCAGUCACUGUUCCUGAUUCUAAGUUGCUACAGCGUAUGAAUGCAUCAAGUAUUCCGAGUGCUGCUGCUACAGCUGCCACCUUGGCACUCCCUGCAGGCGUGACUCCUGUUCAGCUACUAACAAAUUCAGGCCAGCUGCUUCCGGUGGUCAGAGCAGCCAACGGUGCCCAGUAUAUCUUGCAGCCUCAGCAGUCAGUUGUUCUACAUCAGCAAGUUAUACCACAAAUGCAGCCUGGUGGAGUCCAAGCACCUGUUAUCCAGCAGGUCUUAGCCCCACUUCCUGGAGGGAUGUCACCACAGACGGGUGGCAUCAUCCAGCCACAGCAAAUCUUAUUUACAGGAAACAAGACUCAGGUCAUUCCUACCACAGUGGCAGCACCCACACCGGCCCAAGCGCAGAUGCCUGCAGCUGGACAGCCGCAGCCACAGGUCCAGCCUGCCCAACAGCAAGCUCCAUUGGUGCUGCAAGUUGAUGGAACAGGGGAUACAUCGUCCGAGGAAGAUGAAGAUGAAGACUGUGAUGAGGAGGAUGAGGAAGAGGAAGCUGAUGAUGGGCAGGUAGAAGAAGAGCCCCUCAACAGUGAAGAUGACUUAAGCGACGAGGAAGGACAGGAAGAACUCUUUGACACAGAAAAUGUUGUCGUCUGCCAGUAUGAUAAGAUACACAGAAGUAAAAAUAAAUGGAAAUUUCAUCUCAAGGAUGGCAUUAUGAAUCUUAAUGGAAGAGAUUAUGUAUUUUCCAAAGCCACUGGAGACGCAGAGUGGUGA
Molecule: messenger RNA, 1098 nt
Organism: Mus pahari (shrew mouse)
Lineage: Eukaryota; Metazoa; Chordata; Mammalia; Rodentia; Muridae
Product: transcription initiation factor IIA subunit 1-like
Exons: 2
Coding region: 1-1098 (365 amino acids)
Biological process (GO): transcription by RNA polymerase II; transcription initiation at RNA polymerase II promoter
Cellular component (GO): transcription factor TFIIA complex
Source: RefSeq, a predicted model, not a curated record